AUGGUUUUCUCUGGGACAUCCUCGUCAUGGCUGGCGUCAGCUUUGGCUCUCCUAUCCUUCUUUUCUCUUCUUCUGCCGACUAAUGCCCUCUACUUCUACAUGGAAGGCCGGCAAACAAAGUGCUUCUUCGAGGACCUGCCUAAGGAUACUCUAGUAGCCGGCCGUUUCGAAACUGAAGUCCUGAACCCCCAGAGCGGCAUCUACGCGGUCGACCAUAACUUGAAGAUGCACAUCACUGUCGAGGAGACCUUCGACAAUGACCACCGCGUCGUAUCCAAGCGGGAUAGCCAUUCUGGUCGCUUCCACUUCUCCGCCGCGGAUCCCGGCCAGCACAGAAUCUGCUUCACACCUGAAACGGACGCCUCCUCCGGCUGGUUGUCCAACUCUUUGGGCGCCGUCAAGAUCACCGUCGACCUUGCCAUUGGUGAGACCAGCAAGAUUGAGCCUGAGGAUAAGGACAAAAUCAAGGAUAUCGUGCAGCGGGUCAAGGAUAUGAACAGCCGAUUGCACGAUAUCCGUCGUGAGCAGGUGUACCAGCGGGAACGUGAGUCUGAAUUCCGUGACCAGUCUGAGACCACCAACUCGCGUGUCGUGCGCUGGACUCUUAUCCAGCUCGCCGUUUUGUCCGCCGCAUGUGCCUGGCAGCUUUCACACCUGCGGUCAUUCUUCAUCAAGCAGAAGUUGACUUAG
Penicillium roqueforti is the source of this 690-nucleotide messenger RNA. RefSeq names its product p24 family protein. The coding region runs from base 1 to 690 and encodes 229 amino acids. The transcript has 3 exons. Gene Ontology annotation, cellular component: endoplasmic reticulum-Golgi intermediate compartment; endoplasmic reticulum; Golgi apparatus. The record is from RefSeq and is a predicted model, not a curated record. Gene Ontology annotation, biological process: endoplasmic reticulum to Golgi vesicle-mediated transport; intracellular protein transport; Golgi organization. NCBI's taxonomy places the organism in Eukaryota, Fungi, Ascomycota, Eurotiomycetes, Eurotiales, Aspergillaceae.